CCGGUUUGAAGCAUGGCAAGCCCCAUUGAGACACUGAAGAGCUCCCGCGGCCGGCGUGGAUCAUCAUCAUCGUUUGCGCUCUUGCCCAAGGGUACUCGGUCGCGCAUGUCGCUGUCGCAGUCGUCGUCGGACGCGUUUCUGCACCUCAAGUCUGAGACAGCCGACGUGCUGCCACCAGGCGACCCGAGCUACCGGUCCGAGCUGGAGGUGCAGUAUGGGCUGCAUGAGAUCAAGGGCAGGCGGGAGAGCAUGGAGGAUGCGCACAUGGCGCUGCACGUGCCGCCCGGAGUGGGGGUGGAUGCCUUCUUUGGCGUCUUUGACGGGCACGGCGGGCAGCGGGCAGCUGACUGGGUCUCGGUCCACCUGUACAAGUUCUUUCUGGCGUCGGACGGGUUCAAGGCCGGCGACUUGGAGCGCGGCCUCCGCGAGGCGUUUGAAGAGUCGGAGCGCGAGUUUAUGAAGCUGGCCAUGAGCGUUGACGAUCCGCUGAAGGAGAUGCACGACGGAACGACUGCGGUAGUUGUCGCCAUUGCCGGCAACAAGCUGUUCGUGGCUAACUGCGGCGACUCGGAGGCGGUGCUCUGCCGGCGCAGACACGCGCUCAAGCUGACUGAGACCCACAAUCCCAAGGACAAUCCCGAGGAGAGCCAGCGGGUGAUCGACGCUGGCGGGCGGAUUUACAACCGGCGGGUCGGCCAUCCGGCGUUCAACCCAGCGGUCAUGUCGAUUGCUGUCUCCCGGUCGAUUGGCGACGCCGGCUUCAAGCACGAGCGCUAUACCAAGGGCAAGCCGUCGGGCCUCAUUGCCGACGCAUACGUGACCUCGACCACGCUGACCGAGGACGACGCGUUUGUGCUCCUCGCUUGCGACGGCCUAUGGGACGUCAUGACGCCCGAGGAGGCCGUGCAGAUGAUCCGCGAGCAGAUGGCCAAGAAGAAGGAUCCGCAGACCAUUGCCGAGCUGGUGGCCGAGUGGGCGUACGCCAACGGCUCGACAGACAACAUCACCGUUCUCCUCGUCUCGCUCAUUCACCACGAGCCCGGAUGGACCGCGUCCGACUCGGGCGCCGCCGCGUCGUCAGCCACGAGCUCUGGCGACCGCCUGGCACUUCCGGAGCUUGACAGCGACGACGAAGAUGACGACGCGGUGCUCAUCCAGAAGCUCCGCUCGCGCAUCAUCAUCCUUCAGCAGGCACUCUCCGAGUCGGAGGAGGAAAAGGACCGGCUGCGGGCCGAGCUCUUGCGGUGCAAGGCCAAGGUGAAGGCCACAACCCAGGCCAGGUCCGGCUCAAGCUCGGGCUCGGGCUCGGGCUCAUGUCCGAGAAGCCGGUAGUAAGACGGGAGCGACGGCUUGCAAGCGUGUGCAACUUGUGAUUGCAAUGCGGUUUACGACGAUGAUGAUGCACCGGCAUCAGGAGCUGUCGGGGUAAAGACGUAGACGUCAGCACA
This is a messenger RNA of Thecamonas trahens ATCC 50062, 1448 nucleotides long. Its product is annotated as protein phosphatase 1G. The record is from RefSeq and is a predicted model, not a curated record. Gene Ontology annotation, biological process: protein dephosphorylation. The transcript has 2 exons. NCBI's taxonomy places the organism in Eukaryota, Apusomonadida, Apusomonadidae. Gene Ontology annotation, molecular function: cation binding; protein serine/threonine phosphatase activity. Bases 13 to 1332 code for a protein of 439 amino acids.